Molecule: messenger RNA, 840 nt
Organism: Puma concolor (puma)
Lineage: Eukaryota; Metazoa; Chordata; Mammalia; Carnivora; Felidae
Product: homeobox protein MSX-3-like
Biological process (GO): regulation of transcription by RNA polymerase II; embryonic morphogenesis
Cellular component (GO): nucleus
Molecular function (GO): DNA-binding transcription factor activity, RNA polymerase II-specific; RNA polymerase II transcription regulatory region sequence-specific DNA binding
Source: RefSeq, a predicted model, not a curated record
AUGGUGGUUUCCAACAGGCUUUUCCCGGAAGAUGACACUGUGUGGGAAGUGCGGCCUUUGGAAGAGGCCCGGCAGCAGGUGGCCCGUCCUUUGAGCAAUGGUCCCAUUGUGUGCCACCUGAUUACCACCAGCUGCUAUACAAGGGAAAGUCCACUGGGGGUUUUCAUCAAGGACUGGAUGCGCAUCACCGAUAUCCGAGAGGGGAAGAUGACUUUCUUCAGAAGAGUGACGUCACGGGCUUUCCCUGACCUCGCGCCCGUAGUGGCCAACACUUCCCUCCGCCAACUUUUGCCCGGCCCGCUGCCCUUCAGCGUCGAGUCGCUGCUGGAGGCGGAGCGCGGGCUGGACGCGGGGCCCACCGAGCCCCGGGAGGAGAGGCCACGGGGCACCGCGGAGCCCUGGGCCUGGUUCCCGCCGGCCGCCCGCUCGUCCUCCCCACGCGCUCCCAGCCCUCCGCCCUGCGCCCUCCGAAAGCACAGGACCAACCGCAAGCCGCGGACGCCCUUCACCACCGCGCAGCUGCUGGCGCUGGAGCGCAAGUUCCGCCAGAAGCAGUACCUGUCGGUGGCCGAGCGCGCCGAGUUCUCCAGCAGCCUGAGCCUCAGCGAGACGCAGGUCAAGAUCUGGUUCCAGAACCGCCGCGCCAAGGCCAAGCGGCUGCAGGAGGCCGAGCUGGAGAAGCUGAAGCUGGCGGCCAAGCCGCUGCUGCCCUCUUUCGCCCUGGGCGCGCCCCUGCCCGGCCCCCCGGCUGCGUACGCGGGCGCAGCGGGCUCCCCGCCGCAGGCGCCAGGACUCGUCGCCGCGCCCGUCGCUGCCUACCGCAUGUAUUACCUGUCCUAG